This is a messenger RNA of Didymodactylos carnosus, 306 nucleotides long. Lineage: Eukaryota; Metazoa; Rotifera; Eurotatoria; Philodinida; Philodinidae. The record is from the annotation of a GenBank genome assembly.
AUGCGUGGGAAAUGGGUUAUAACAAAGAAUAUGUGUAAAGAUAUAAUGAAUGUUUUAAAGCAAGGCAAGGCUGGUGGAAACACAGGUUUUGAUCCGCAACAUCGUGCAUGGUGUGUAAAAUAUUUUAGAUUAAGUAAUCUUGUUGACGCUGAUACUCUGUGUGCUAUUGAUACAGGAAAAACCGUUGUCAUGUUUGAAGCAUUUUAUCAUAUACUUCGUGAAGCUCAUGAACAAACUCGUCAUGGUGGUCGAGACAAGGUGCGCUAUAGAGAUUAUAACAUGACAAAAGCAUUAUCUGCUCGAUGA